UUACCCCAUCUGCAUCCACUCGCAUCCACUGUCACUGCCACUGCCACUCAUUCAUGCACAAAACCUUGUAAGUUGGGCUGGGUUGUGUUGCAGGCUCUUUUGGCACCUACCCUGGACCAUAGAACGGAUCCGGCCCAUAUAAGCGGAGACCGGUUUAGUUUAGUUUCCGACUUCCGAGUUCUUUCAUCUUCUCCGACCAUGCUCCGUCAACAGAAACCUAGAUUAACAAACCUAUGACCAUGCUCCAGCAAUACAACAAAAACAGUACUGGGAUGAAUCCUCGAUUCUUUGGUAUCAUUCCCGACCGCGAAACCCACCGUCAUCGUCCUUUCCAAAACUCGACCACCCACUCUGUAAGUACCCGUCAUUCUUCUUCAUAUAUCGUCACAUGUACUCUCAUCAGGCCGCCUCUCGAAAGCACAUUGAUUUUCCUUUUUUUGGUUUCAUCUCGUGUUGUCGGUCAGCAUCUCUUCUUAAUUUGAACUAACUUUUCUUGUAAAUUGAUCCGCAAGGCUGCUGUAGCCUGUAAGUACCAGCUUCCCUGAAAAGUUGCAAUUUUGAAUGCUUUGUUGGGAACUUGGGAUCGUUGAUGGGCAAUUGUGGGCUUUGUUGCACAUUUUUCUCAACAUUUUCAAACCAGAGCCAGGAAUUCUGCUACUCUCUUUGUAUCGAUGGUUUAAGAAUUUUGUCUUACUGAGUUGCCCGGUUGCAGGUCGGCGAGUUUUUCUGGUCCGGACAGUCCGCUGCCAUGUCUGCCUCAUUGACGCCUUCCAAGAGACCGAAUGAUCAGAAUGUUAAUGAAUCGAAUGGGAAAGGGCAGUUUCUCUCUAAUCAAGUUGGUUGCAUCUAGGGGAAGGGUGGCAGCAGGAUCAAGCUGAUGACAAAUGAAAGUGGUGCACAGAUCAGGAUCAUUCCUAGGGAUAAACUUCAGACAUGUGCAUAGGCUCAAGAUGACAUUGUUUAGUUAAUACUGCAUGAUCCCUCGUGAUCUACAAGUUAGAUUCAUGUUUCCUCUUAUCUGUUUAGUUGAUCUCCAAAUUUACCAUAUUGGUUUCAUUUUUGUAGCCACUCCUUAAGUUUAGCAGUUAUUGUUCCUUGAGCUCAUUAAUACUCGUGUUUUUCAAUUACUUUUUACAUUGUUCCCAAAAGUCAGUUUGCUGCCAUGCUCGUAAUAUUUGUUCUUCAUCUGUUGCUUGUAAUGUUGUAGGUCACCGGAGAGAUUGAUGUUGUUAAGAGAGCUCUUCAUUCAGUUUCUAUGCAACUUUUGGGAAAUGCCGUUAAGGAUCAGAAUUUGGGUUCUGCCACAUCGAUUGGGAUUUCAUCUCAACCACGGGAUCAUCCUCAUCCAACGGAAGAAGCUAAUCCACCUGCACAUCAUUUUGUUGUUUCACGUCGACCACCAUACCCUCCUGGACCUCUUGAACCUAUACUAACCUUCCGCUUACUAUGUCCUGAAGAGAAUGUAGGAGGUGUCUUUGGGAAAGGAGGAUCUAUAAUAAAGGGCCUCCAGCUAGAAACAGGUUAUGAGAUUAAAGUUAUGGAAGUUGUCCCAGAUUGUGCAGACCGUUUGAUAGUUGUCUCUGGUUCAGUGGUAUGGCCUCUGGCAUGUUCAUCUUUUCAAUCCCAUCCUCCUUUUUUAUUGGUUCGGUCAUUUAUUUUUACUGGCAAUAUAUUUACCCUAUUUCCAGGAUUUGUUUCCUUUAUGAUCAUUCUCCUUUUAUGCAUAAUCUUCACUCUUCACCUCAACUUGCUUAUAGCUAGGUAACGUAUCUCUUUUAUGUCUGAAUAAUUCGAAUUUACAUAUUGGAUUGGUAUUCAGAUUCCGUAGUUGCUGUAUCUCUUAACUUCUCAUUAUUGCCAAUUGGAUGUCAGAUUUAUUAUGGAAAAAUUACCCUCACUGACCCAAAGCCUGGAGCAACAGAGACCAUUAUCAUCAUAUCCGGGACAGCCGAACAGACAAAUGCUGCUUGAGCAUUCCAGUUCAGUUUCCGUCAACAGAAGAAACUGGAUCAGGCCUUCCACAGAUCCGACUGCAGCGAACAGCGACACAACCAGGCAUGUCCAGCUCAAUAUUUUCAACCACGUCCAGGUGAUGGAGAACUUGGGAAUCUUGGCCCUUGCAAUGUACAUCUCUAUGGGGAAAUACACGGUCAACGGCCAGAACGAUGCUGCCCCAAUGAGCCCCAGAAAGUCGUUGAAGAACGGGAAGAUCAUCGCGAGGACUACCGUCACCACCACGUAUGCAGACCUCCAGACAAGCCUGAACAAGUUGACAUAGAAGGCCCCGAUGAAUGGCACGGUGAUCGGGUGCUCCCUUGUGAUGAACUUGUUUUCGGGCCAUUUCUUCUGGCAGUUGCUCUCCACGAAGCUGAAUAUCGGCUGGCAGAAGACCUGUAGAAAGCAACAAGUUAGUUCUUUCUUAUGGUCCGACUGAGGCAGUGUAUGGAGAAAAUGGUAGAGUAGGGGGAUCGAGGAGGGUUUUGUUAUACCUGGUAGGCGCCUACGAGGUGAAUUGCGAUGCAAAUGUUGGCGAUAUCGAUCAACCAAAAAGGCUCGUAGAACCCGAACCCUGUUAGGAAAUUGCCUGGGGCGUUGUUGCCAAAUGCAGCGUAGCCGACACAACCGCACAGGACGUAGAAAACGGUGGUGGUCGUGAUCCCUGCAAGACUUGCCCUUUUCAUUUCCUUGUUCUCCGGCGGGCUUGAUCGCAGGGUGUCCUGCAAACCCAAAUCGAGAGUACAACAUGUUAGGCUUUCAGAAGAUCAAGAGACAAAAACAUGUCUAGUUUCUAUUGGAGGGAGAGGACGAGUCCAAUCCAUCGCAUUCAAAGGCCCAAACAAAAUCCGGCAAAGAAGAUGGGCCCACCCAAUUUGCUAUGGUGGACGGUGCAUGGCGAAUCUGCUGGUGGCCCAUCAAAUUCCAAAGGUAAGCUACAAGAGAUGCGGCUAAAUGCAGGACUCCUACUUUAUAUAAAUGGUCCAUCAGUUAUCCUUCUUCACGUGAUUCACAAUCAAGUAGUGGACUACGCGCUACUACAACCAUGACGAUGAUUGAAGAUCUGUUGUAAUAAAGAGAUAGCACAGACGCGUGGCGAGAGGAGGAAACAUGACAAAAUGGGUUGGGUUGGGUUGGGUUUGGUCCCUCACCCUAGACUUGACGAUAUGUACGUGGAUGGUCACAGUUCAUCAAAAAAGCUAGCUUAUUAGAAGAAGAAGAAGAAGAAGAAGAAGAAGAAGAAGAAGAAGAAGAAGUAAAUCAUCUGUUUGAUGACAAGUGCAAGUUGUUGACAACUCCCAAUCAUAUACGGCUUCAUUUUGUUUCUGGUCCUGGCUCCUCCUCCAGUCUUACCUAAAGAAAGGGAUUUCAAAACAAUUCUUCCGUUGCUAGGGCUGUAAGUGUAAGUUUGAAGGAAGGUUUCAGAAAAGAUUUUGACAGCUAGGCUUUUCGGAAAGUGAUUAGGAAUAUUUUUGACUUUAACUACCUUUAAUUUUCCACUGUUAUUUUCAACUACCUAGCUAAUAACUGUAAGUUUUGAGCUAUUUAGGAAUAUUAGACUUUAACUACACUGCCCACAGAUCUUGGGCCGUGAAUUCAGCAGGCAGAGGCAGGGAGGGACACUGAUAAUAAAGUGGGCGGUGAAUG
Messenger RNA from Linum trigynum, 3642 nucleotides. The record is from the annotation of a GenBank genome assembly. Lineage: Eukaryota; Viridiplantae; Streptophyta; Magnoliopsida; Malpighiales; Linaceae.